AUGAUAAAACCUAUCGCUGCUAGUGGUAUUGGUGAAUCUGAGCUCCAGUUGAUACUCAGGGUCAUUCAAGAGGCAGUUUCACUAUCUGAGUGGGAAGAAUAUGACGACCGAUUUGCAAAUAUCAAUAUUGAAUUUGAAUACGAUAAUGAUUCAUCGUCAGUCUCACUUCAUCCUGCCCCUGAUGCAGUGGUGGGGACAACUGGAAGAGCACUAAUUCUAUCAAUUGGCGACAAGCUAAAUGGUGAAGGAAUGGAUGAAGUAAUUCAAUAUGUUGUCGCCCAAGCAAUCGAUCAGCAGUUGUAUAGUGAAGAACAAAUAUUGCUGAAGCAGCCAAUCCUUGUCUCCAUUCAGCAAGCCGAAGACCUCCUCACGAAUGAUACUGACCUGCAGGAACUACUUGACGGCCUUGUACACGAUCAAUUUUUCAUGUACGAAAUGAUCACUCCAUUGCCAAUUUCUGCCGAAGCGGCACGCCUACCAGAAUCUGCAUUGACACCCACCAUUCAAGUGGAGCUCGAUGGUGAUUUUGUGACGGACGUAUGGUCGCAAGAACAGGUUUGGGAUACUAGUUCAGUUUUGAUAUUUGACAAUUUAGUCAGUGAUGACUUGAGGAAAGGUCUCCUCGACGUCACUUUAGGCACCACAAGUAGUGAAGAGACUUGGGACGAUGUCGGAAAUGGACCAAAUCCAGAACGAUGGGUACGAGGUGGCCUCAUUGACAUUCCAGAUGAAGAAGAAGAAGAUGAAGCAGCACCGAUACCGAGUACGUCUUGGGGAUUAUCCGACGAGGCUAUUGAGGACAUUUGCUUUCAUCAUCACGAUGCGAUUCAAGAGUUUGAAUGCAUCUUGUCGCAACUAUUCCCACAAUUCAUUGUGACGAGAUUGCCAGAAGCUGUCUUUGGUGAAACAGUCUCGCCACUUACAGCGAACGCUCCAACUUUCAAGGACGAGUUUUCGAUUCAUAUUGAUGGAGAUCCAAACCAGACACCACCAUCUCCUUGGACUGACGUGUAUGGUCGCUACCCAAAUCGCAUCCGAGGGAAACCACGUUUCAUGAGCUGUCUAUUGUACCUGAACGAUGAAUGGGAAGAAGAGUGGGGAGCCCAAACUCGAUUUUUGGAUUUACCAACCGACACGCUCUAUGGUGUCACCCCCAAGCCAGGUCGAUGCGUAGUAAUGGAUCAAGACUGCAGCCACACGGUAGUUGCGCCAAAUGAAAGUGCAGGCAAUAGACCACGGUACUCCUUGGUAUGGAAGCUGAUACUCCAUCCUCGAGAAAACCUUCAAGAUAUGACUGAUCUAGCUGUGGGUAGAACUUGGCCUGAGCCAACGCUGUUUGGAAGUGCCAAAAGACAAGAAGCAAAUGCGAUCAUAGAGUAA
Cylindrotheca closterium is the source of this 1380-nucleotide messenger RNA. Lineage: Eukaryota; Bacillariophyta; Bacillariophyceae; Bacillariales; Bacillariaceae. The record is from the annotation of a GenBank genome assembly.